CCAUAGCAUACGUUCAGUUGAGCUAACAACAAAUGGAUGCUCCUUCUACACCCACAACCGUCCUGCUUUCAAACGUGUGUGGCUACACUGUAACGUUGGUUGCGUCGACCUAUGAAGGCGCUCCCAACGUCAUUAAGAGCGGUGACCCAACCUCUAAAUUCCCGCAAGAUACGUCCAUCGAUACUUUCGGAUCUGUUAUGUAUGCCAUAGAAAAUUCGGCCACGUGGAUCGUUGUUUGGACCGCUAAUAAUCAAGUCGCUACCAAGAUCAUUCGUGCUGGUACCCCUGUUAUAUGGAAAGAUAUUUGGGACAGCAUUCGAUGGGACCACGCCGAGGAUUCCAGCUCCACGGCCUCCGGUUGGGUAUACAACUCCGUAGUAGACAUCAGUUCAAAUGGUGAUGCUCAAAUCUUAAGAGCCACACUCUCGUCUGCUCCUGUACCCACAACCGUCAAGCUCGAGAAUGUUUGUGGCGACACUUUAAAGUUGGUUUCGUCGACCUACGAAGGCGCUCCUGACGUGAUCAAGAGCGGUGCACCACCCGUUGUAUUCGAGCAGGAUACAUCAAUCAACGCUUACGGAUCUGUUGUGUAUGCUGUAGGAAAGAUAGCCACGUGGGUCGUUGUUUGGACCGCUAAUAAUCAAGUUACUACCUCUAUCCUUCCCGCUGGUGACCCUGUUAUUUGGGAAGAAAUCUGGAAAAACAUUCAACCCGACCAUGCCGACGAUUCUUACCCCACGAGCUACGGCUGGGGAUACAAUUCAGAAGUAGAUAUCAAUUCAAGCGGUGAUGCUCAGUCCUUAAGCGCCACAAUCACCUCUUUUCCACUUCAAAAUUAAGCUUUGCUUUGCUUAAUUGCUCUUUGCGGCAAUCUGUGGUGCGAUGGUGAGGCUGUCAAACUAAAUAAAAUUAGCUACUUGUUUACACCAUGCACUUUUAUUUUAUAAUUUAAAUAAAUUUGACAGCCAGUAAUAAAGGAUUGCCACCGGCUCUAGCUUUCCAAUAAUGUGUGUUCACUUGUCUUUUUUACUUGUAAUAAUGUCAAGUAAUAAUAAU
Molecule: messenger RNA, 1056 nt
Organism: Hibiscus syriacus
Lineage: Eukaryota; Viridiplantae; Streptophyta; Magnoliopsida; Malvales; Malvaceae
Exons: 3
Coding region: 33-839 (268 amino acids)
Source: RefSeq, a predicted model, not a curated record